Messenger RNA from Ectocarpus sp. CCAP 1310/34, 1358 nucleotides. The record is from the annotation of a GenBank genome assembly. NCBI's taxonomy places the organism in Eukaryota, Phaeophyceae, Ectocarpales, Ectocarpaceae.
AUGACCGCGCUUCAACCGCCUGCCCCAACCGAUCACAGCAUCACCACUCCGGACCCUGACGUACCAGGCGAUAACACCUUCGCCCCAGACUCUGCCCUCGCCGCUCAUCUUCUCCAAGCGUUCUUCUCUUUCCAACUGGACCAGGCCUGGUCAUCACCGUCGAUUACUUUGGCAUUCUCCUGCUACAUGUCACUACCCACCUAGUUUCCCACUACUUCGCUGAUCGCUUCAGCCGUCCGGCGGACAUUUAUGCGUGCCUUGCCUGACGCAAACUGAACAGCAUUUCAAACGCACUGCAGACACCAUCUUCAAUAACAUGGGCUACUCCUCUUCCUGUGCAAUGGGUAGUCUCAAACCCUCUCGAACAACCAAACUACGAUUUGGCUUCAACCUCUCCGUGCUCAUCUAGUCUACAACCUACAUGCAUUUGCGGCCGUAAAGUGAAAGAGCAGCGAUACCAUUCCAGCGGCAAAGGUGUCGUGAAGCGCGUGAACCCUAGACGAUACAUGACACAAAUGUAUUCCGUUGUUGUCAACAACAGAAAGACGAUUCGAACGUUCGCCUCCCCACCCUAAAUUCACAUCACAUCGAUAGGCUUCCUCUCCGCCCAAUCUGUUGAGGUUGUGAUUACUGUUGCUCGUGCUGUUCCGGUCUCUGGUUAGUACUUUCCAACAUCCAAACUGGUAGAGCUGGCGCGGACCCCCUACAAUGGUGGAAGAAGUAUGCAGGGGACGAAUGUCAUCGAGGUGACAGGAAACCUGCCACCGAUUCCCGCAAGUACUGUCGGUUCGGCUCAUCCUCGUCCUUCGAUGCAGCCUCGACCGAACCCGCCUCCUCUCACCUUCGGUAGUAGUGAUGGGAACUGCUGCUCGCAGAUUGCAGUGUACACGUCCUUGUGAGUGUCGGAGAGAACCUAGGAGCCCACGGUGAAGCCCCGUCAAAAGGUCGGUCGGAUUUGUCAACGGGCCUACCAGGCAGAAUGUUAUGGAGUGUAGACCCGCAGUCAAGCUAUCAUUCGACAAGAAACAAGGUCUUUCGACUAUUUUCGCACUUUUUUGGAAAUAGUCUAUGCAUGCCAACCAAAGUGUAAGGUCCCUGUGGAAAGUUUUUUUUUUUCUUGUUGUCGAUUUAUUUGCAAAUAAACGGAAAAUCUUGUUCACUUUUUCCUGGGGUGGGCUUUUGUCAGACCACAAUUAUGAGACCGGAUUUCGACAGCUCUCGCGAUUCCCCAGGUGGAAUUUUUUUCCGAUUUCGAUUUCAGCAAAAAUUGACGAAGUUAUCGCCGAAAAACUGGAUUAGAGAGACCAUUUUGUUCACUUUUUCCCUCCGACAUUCAACCAUAGAGCUUCAAGANACCC